This is a messenger RNA of Myripristis murdjan (pinecone soldierfish), 2765 nucleotides long. RefSeq names its product replication protein A 70 kDa DNA-binding subunit-like. Lineage: Eukaryota; Metazoa; Chordata; Actinopteri; Holocentriformes; Holocentridae. The record is from RefSeq and is a predicted model, not a curated record. Gene Ontology annotation, molecular function: DNA binding. The transcript has 17 exons. Gene Ontology annotation, biological process: DNA repair; DNA replication; DNA recombination. Bases 101 to 1945 code for a protein of 614 amino acids. Gene Ontology annotation, cellular component: nucleus.
UGAGGCUUCUCUCGCGAUAAGUGCUCUCAGCUGUCCACGCAUUAGAAACAUAAACACUACAAAUCGACUCGCCGUCUUGCUGAACUUUCUCCAGGAGAACAUGAGUGUAAAACUCACCGAGGGGGCAGUUGAGGCCCUGUUCAAAGGCUCGGAGGUGACCAGGCCUGUGCUCCAGCUGCUGAACAUCCGUCAAAUCAGUAGUGACCUAGGCCCACCCAGGUUCCGGCUCAUGAUGAGUGAUGGCCUGCACUCACUGGCCUCCUUCCUGCUGGCUACCCAGUUGAACAGACUGCCAGAGGAGAAUCUUCUGGAACCUCACUGUGUUUGUAUGCUGAAGAGGACCGUCACCAACACACUGUCAGAUGGCAGACGUGUGGUGAUUGUGAUGGACAUGGAGGUAAUGAAGUCUGCCAAGGAAACUGGGGGCAAGAUUGGAACUCCCACUCCAUAUAAUUCUGAUGGUAAGACGUCAUCUCCCCAGAAGCCGGCUCCAAGUACCUCGGUCUCAGCCUCCCCUCCAUCUGCUGCAGAGCCCGGACCCUCACAGAGCUACAGCAGAGCUGCCCGUUCCUCUGGCCAAGGCGCUGGAAGAGGUUUUAUGAAGAAGACACCCAUGAUGGCUCCCAGCACCUCUCAAGCCUCUUCAACAAAAGUGGUCCCUAUCUCUAGUCUUAACCCCUACCAAAGCAAAUGGACUAUCAGAGCCCGUGUCACCAACAAGUCCAAUAUCCGCACCUGGAGUAACUCUAAAGGAGAGGGCAAGCUCUUCUCCUUUGAGGUUGUGGAUGAGAGUGGGGAGAUAAGGAUCACAGCCUUCAACAAGGAGGUGGACAAGUUUUCCUCCCUAAUAGAGCAAGGCAAGGUGUACUAUAUCUCUAAAGCCUCACUGAAGAUCGCCAAUAAACAGUACUCAACACUGAAGAACGAUUACGAGAUGACCCUCCAUGCUAAUACCUCCAUUGUGCCCUGCACUGAUAGCCAGGAUGUCCCCACAAUGCAGUUUGACUUUGUUCCCAUCGGCGAGCUGGAGAACAGAGACAAGGACACCAUCGUGGAUGUGAUUGGAGUGUGUAAGAGUGCAGAGGAUGUAUCUCGUAUCACCACUAAGAACAGCAGAGAAGUCUCCAAGAGAGCCCUCAACUUAAUGGACACCACCGGCAAAGUGGUGACAGUCACACUGUGGGGAGAUGAGGCAGAGAAGUUUGAUGGCUCUGAGCAGCCUGUGGUUGCCAUCAAAGGAGCUCGCCUGUCUGAUUUUGGAGGCAGAUCUCUCUCUGCUUUGUUCAGCUCAACAGUCAUGGUCAACCCAGACAUACCUGCGGCCUUUAGACUGAGGGCCUGGUAUGACCGGGAGGGCUACGCAUUAAACAGCCAGUCCCUGACAGGGACGAAGUCAAUGGGCAGCAGUGGAAAGAUCAACUGGAAAACACUGAGUGAUGUUAAGGAUCAGCAGCUGGGACAAGGAGAGAAGGCGGAGUACUUCAGCUGUGUGGCCACGGUGCUGUACAGUCGUAAGGAAAACUGUCUGUACCAGGCAUGUCCCUCUGCAGACUGCAACAAGAAGGUCAUAGAUCAACACAAUGGACUGUACCGCUGUGAAAAGUGCAACAGAGAGUUCCCCAACUUUAAAUACAGGCUCUUACUUUCUGCUAACAUUGCAGACUUCGGGGAUAACCAGUGGGUGACGUGCUUCCAGGAGACAGCUGAGGUCCUGUUAGGUCACAGUGCAGAAACACUGGGACAGCUCAGAGACACAGAUGAGGCUGCGUUCGAUGAAGUCUUCCAGAAAGCCAACUUCACAACUCACAUCUUUAAAAACAGAAUGAAGCUGGAGACCUACAACGAUGAGACGCGUGUGAAGGCAACAGUAAUCGACAUCCAGCCAGUAGACCACAGGGAAUACAGCAGACGACUCCUCAAUAAUAUCCACAAAAUGGCCAGCUGAACUUGAUCCCAGUCAUCAGAACGGCUGCGUGGUGAUAAAACAGCUUUUUGACUGGUCUCUGACUUUUUCCGCUAGUGUGAUAACAGCAUAUCUGACUGAGGCAGCAGAGGGGCAACCAAAGAUUUAUCGGAUUAAAUGGCAGCCAAACAAAAGACUGAUAUUUAGCUGUCCUCUUGUUCCAGCAAGUGCGCAAUGUCUGGCCGGUUAUGACACAUUAGAAAUUUCAUGGAAAUGACUUUUACCUUUACUUAAAUGACAGUUUUAGUUAAUGACAUUUUGGGUUUAAACCUAAUAACAUUUUAUUUUUUUUUCUCAUCAUGAGUGAAGAAAAAUGAAAACUUUUUAUUGCAUGGUACAUGACGAGAUCAUUAUUUUAUGUAGGUCAUUGUAGCUCACCGGUUUGAGGACACUUUGUUACAGCUCUGUGUCAUCUGUGGUCACCAGCUCCAUGUUUGUUUUGAUUAGGAUUUAAAGAGGUGAAUUACAGUUUCACAAGUUUGAUUGUUUUAUUUUGAUUUUAUGAAGAUGGUGACAAAAGCAUGUGCCUGUGUGAAUUUUCAGUGUUGAGUGCUUGUUAGAUUGAUUCUUUACGAAAACGUCUUAAACCCCCUCACUGUCACUUUGUGUUCAUGCAUAUUUUUUUCUGAGUGGGUGUUUCCCAUCUGGGCCUCUAGUGAUGUUAGACAAGAGAAAAGAGUGAUUAAAAAGAUUCAGUGUGAAAAAUAGCAUUUGUUUUCAUCACCCAUUGCCCUUCUUUCUUUUCCUAUGUGUGUAUUUAUUUCCAUGCAAAAAUCAAUAAUACAAAAAAGAAUGAAAAGAA